GCCUUUCACCUCCGUCUCUCCUCCCUGUGUUCUGCUCCUAUGGUGGCUGCCGAGGCGCCUUUUUCACUUUCUGUGCGUCUCUUUACAUCACAUUGACACACUUUACACGGGAAACAACAACCGCUGCAACGGGUUGCCAUUUCCCAAAUGACCGGUUCAGAAGGAGGACCGAGUCGGUGUGUCCUCGCGCCUCUUCGGCAUGAGCCAUGUUGUGGGGCUGCUCGUGCUAACGCAGAGCUGCCGCUUGUGUAACACGCGUCUGGGACGCGCUCGGGCUUCAGGUGACGUUAAACCGGAUCGAUAUUUCAAAUCGACGCUUGAUGCACGCGCUGUUCCGGUGUGUGGCUGCGCGUGGACGUAGCUUGAGCACGCGGCUACCGGGCCCUCGAGUGAGAGGAGGCGGCCGGUACGUUAGCUAGCGUGACGAGAGGCUCCUGGGUAACUUCUCCCAGAAGGCCUGUGCGCCCAGGUAAAAGUUACUGAGGUGAGACCUUACUUCCUUCCCUUCAGCGCCAACGAGACGUGUUCACUUCCAUAAGUGAGGUGAGACCUUACUUACUUCCCUUAAACUCCAGCAGGACUUGUUCCCUUCCCUGAAGUGAGGUGAGGCUCCUCGAAGAUACGCGUUUGUUUUAACUCUUAUGAUGCUGAUUUACCUUUUUUAAUGGUCAUUCUGGAGGCUGCAGUUAUUGGCGCUGUCGUUCUUUCUGAUAUUUGUAUCAGUUGGUCUGGACCAAAUAUUAAAACACAGCUUAGUUCAAUAGCACUAUAAACUACACGUUCCCAAAGUACCAACCAAGCCUCACACAGAUGUAAUGUCUUCAUCGGACAUAAAGUAUUAUAUUCUGUAACCGUUUUCUGCUCAACAGCUUUUGUAUCUGCACAAUGGAUGACUUUGUCUAGCUACUUUGAGCUUUGUUCACUCGGCAGGUCAACAAACAAGCCAGGGCUUAAGUUUAAGGGCCCGGUCUAAAUUGGGUCUUACAAUAGAGAGAAGUGUUUCCUUGGUGCUAAGCCAGCGAGCCCUUCCUCCUGCAUCUUAAUAAGCUGCUCACCAAACCAGGGGCCCAGGAACCCCAACCCGGCCAGCCCAGGAUCCUAGCCCAAAUAUACCCCUCCACAAGCCACCUAUUAUACGACUAAUGGGUCGGCUUUGAACAACACCUGCUGUGACCACUGCUGUCUGCAGCUCGUGACGAGAGGAAGCAGCAAAGCUGCUGCUUGGGUUGCAGGAGCAGUGGAUUAGAGGUUCUGAGGUGGAUUUCUCCCUCCCAUAAAGGCUUUGAGGAGGAGGAGGAGGGGGGGAGAAGAGGAGGAGGUGGAAGAGAUAAUUGCUAUAACCGCCCAGAGCAUGGGGCAAAAAGUCCCAGGUGGCAUUAAAACCAUUGAUAUGCGGGAUCCAGCAUUCAGCCCCCUGAAGCUGGAGCUACAGGCCCUGAGUCACACCAAGCCGUCCCGACUAGAUCUGCUGCUGGACAUGCCACCGGCCAGCGCAGACGUCCAGGUCCAGCACUCGUGGAACAACGACGACCGCUCGCUGAACAUCUUCGUCAAGGACGACAACAAGCUGGUGUUUCACAGGCAUCCCGUAGCGCAGAGCACCGACUCCAUCAGGGGGCGGGUCGGCUAUACGAGGGGACUGCACGUGUGGGAGAUCAGCUGGGCCAUGCGCCAGAGGGGCACGCACGCCGUGGUUGGCGUGGCUUCGAGUGACGCCCCGCUACACUCGGUGGGCUACACCGCGUUGGUGGGAAGCAACGCCGAGUCCUGGGGCUGGGACCUGUGCCGGAGUAAGCUCUACCACGACGGCAAGAAUCUCCCAGGAAAAACCUACCCGGCCUUUCUCGAGCCCGACGACACCUUCAUAAUACCAGACUCCCUUUUAAUAGUGUUGGACAUGGAUGAGGGGAAUCUGGGUUACAUCGUGGAUGGACAUUAUCUCGGGGUGGCGUUCAGAGGACUUAAGGGCAGGAAGCUGUACCCUGUGGUGAGCGCCGUGUGGGGACACUGUGAAAUAAGAAUCCGCUACAUAAAUGGACUUGAUCCUGAACCCCUUUCUCUGAUGGACCUGUGUAGACGCUCGGUGAGGGUGGCAUUAGGAAGAGAACGUCUGGGUGAGAUCCAUAGACUCCCCCUGCCGGCGUCUCUCAAGAACUACCUGCUCUACCAAUGAUGCCGACGCCGGUAACGACACACUUGGCACACCCUCGUCUCUUUCUCGCGUUUCUCUGGGAUUCCUCUUGGGUUGAACCCUUUUGACAACAUUGCUCAAGCCUCCUGGACUGACUCAGCCUUUAGCAAGUAUGCUUCUGUGACGGUUGGCGGACACCUUUUUUGAGUUUCUUAUCCUGUUUUUAUGACUCUUUGCUAAUGUAUUCUCAAACUUUAUAAAAUCAGGAAUCACUGAGCGCUAUGCACAUGCUGAUCCAGUCGAUGCCCUGACGGUCACCAUGUUGGUGUACCUCCUCCAGUUGGUAGGUUAAUGUGGCAUUUGUGGUCGGUAUCUCUGCUGUGACUUCGUUAUUAGGAAUUUCUAUCUAGUCGCCUUUUUUAAAUUGAUUGUGCCAAAACUAAAUUGUGUGAUGGAAAUUUAAUGAAGUUGGUGCACAAAGCACGGCUUUUCACCACAAGAUGGCAGCACACAUUUCUGUACAGACGCAAAUAAUAUUAUAGUUUUUAGAAAUCAUGGUUUUUAAAUGAAUACUUGUGGUGAACACAACACAUAAGGGAUGCUGACCACACCCCGUGGUGAGUCUGGAGUACAGUGUGGAUGAAUGCACUGAGGCAGCUGUAGAGCAGCUCGAACCUCUCGCUGUACUCCGGUGCCCCUGCGAUGUGGACGUGUGCCCCAUUGCUCACCAUCAAGGCAUCCGACAGGAAAGUCCACAGCAAAAUUGUAACGUAUGGUUAAUGUCACUGUGAUUAUUUGUAGCAUGCAUCUGCAGGAAAUCUUUCUCACUACAAUCACGUCUUUUUAAAACAAAUAUUUUCUGUCACUCCUGCUUUUUGUAGUGCAGUAGUUUUCAACCGCAUGCGGUCGGGCCCAAGAGUGCUGUGUUUGUUUGUUUUCUCGUGUUUUAACUUUUUUUAUUUUUUUUAUUCAACCAGUCAUUAGCUGAUUUCACUGGUUUGCACAUAUUUAGCCAGAGAAUGGAAACUAACUGAUGAAAUAUCCAGAGAAGUGGUUCUUUGUGAUGACAACCUGCUACUCUUGGGUCUCACCGGCACAUAGUUGAGAACUAUGGAUGUAGUGUUUGUUUUAUGACACGUAAAGGACGAAAACUAUAAAGGUGGAUGGCGUUGUUUCUAAAUCCACAAACUUCAUAACCGAAAAAGACAAUCUACCAAGUGCUGCACAAAUGUAAUACAAGAUCAUAUUGCCAUAUCAUAGACCUGUUGACUAGUAUUUUUAAAUGUGCAGAUGUCGUCCAUAUUCAGCGCUCAGCUGGAUGUGGACACACUGCCCGACACAAUUGUCCUUGAUUGCAGCUUCCAUUUUAUUUGUAUUCCUUGUUGUAGAUUUGUUUGUAUGUAUCUAUUAAAGUUUAUUUCAAAGUAUA
Molecule: messenger RNA, 3560 nt
Organism: Pseudoliparis swirei
Lineage: Eukaryota; Metazoa; Chordata; Actinopteri; Perciformes; Liparidae
Gene: spsb1
Product: splA/ryanodine receptor domain and SOCS box containing 1
Exons: 3
Coding region: 1352-2173 (273 amino acids)
Biological process (GO): proteasome-mediated ubiquitin-dependent protein catabolic process; intracellular signal transduction
Cellular component (GO): SCF ubiquitin ligase complex
Molecular function (GO): protein binding
Source: RefSeq, a predicted model, not a curated record